AUGCCACUCGUACAGAAAGAGUUCACGACUAGGCCUAGCCACCCUCCCAUUGGGGAGCCGCCAGUGACGGUUCGACAAGAAGGGCAAUGGUUUUCGAUCGGACCCAAGAUAUGGGAAUUGGCUUUGAACGGUGACCCAGACUCGGACGAGAAAUCCGUGUUGCAGUGGUACGAGCCUGGGGCUGUAUCGGUCACCGACGAGGUCAUCACACACACGUACAUCGAAGAGGUGUGCUUCAUCGAGGGCGGACUGGAGGAUGUGACGCUCGGCCAGGCCUGGGGCCAGGGUGCGUAUGCAUACAGGUUACCGGGCAUGAAGCAUGGCCCAUACCGAGCAUCCCCUCAGGGAUGUCUGCAGUUUGUCAAGCUGGUGCCUGCUCCAUCCACUGGAGGGUCAUAG
Capronia epimyces CBS 606.96 is the source of this 399-nucleotide messenger RNA. RefSeq lists its product as uncharacterized. The record is from RefSeq and is a predicted model, not a curated record. The transcript has a single exon. Bases 1 to 399 code for a protein of 132 amino acids. NCBI's taxonomy places the organism in Eukaryota, Fungi, Ascomycota, Eurotiomycetes, Chaetothyriales, Herpotrichiellaceae.